AUGCUUGGGUCUGAAAAUGGAGGAGGAAGGGCAAGUGGUUAUAAGAUCUAGUACUGGAGAAGAACCCAUAACACAGUAUAAGGUUUGCAAGCUCAAUGUAGUGCCUAAGGAGAUUUUUGUCAAGUUCAGAAAAGAAGUUGAGGGUUAUCGAGUUGGUGUUAACUUGGAGUUUCACACAGCCCCAUACAAAGAAGAUCUGGCUAGGCUUGUUAUAAAACCUUUAGCCCCUAAUCAAAGAUGGAAGUUCACAUAUGACCCCUGGCAUCGUGAAGUUCGCCUUCUUUCCAAGAAAAUCCCAAUAACAAAAUUUCUGAAUUUUCAGGUUGGAGUAGGCCAUCGCUUUCAGUUGCUUGCAACUGGUUGGAAAUGGAAGCUCAAUACUUAUUUCGGUGGAGAUGGUAUCUCCAGCGUCCGAAAUAAAACAUCAGUUAGAUUUAUUCCUGGUGUGAAUUUUCGUUUUGGAUGGAAAGCAGAUUAUGUUCUUCCAGAAGUUAUUGGGGAUUUAGGCACUGGUGAGCCAUUGUUCAAUAUGAACUGUGGACAACUACAAGCGUCGCUGGAUAAAGUGGAGGCCAUCUUUUCUAAUUAAGCACAAUCAGUAUAAUUCCAGAUGUUGCUCAAUCUCCCUUCUGUACCUUCAUAAAUCAUUCUUUGAUCAUUGAUUUAUGUGAACACAAAUGAGUUCCGAAUUUUGACAUACAGUUGAAUGUCCUGCUAAGAAUUGGCAAGACGAAGACUCUCUUAAUUGUUUCCUUUCUACAAUAUUGA
Lycium barbarum (goji berry) is the source of this 768-nucleotide messenger RNA. RefSeq lists its product as uncharacterized. Lineage: Eukaryota; Viridiplantae; Streptophyta; Magnoliopsida; Solanales; Solanaceae. The record is from RefSeq and is a predicted model, not a curated record. Bases 17 to 589 code for a protein of 190 amino acids. The transcript has 4 exons.